ACCAGACUUCCGUCUAGCAAUAAACUCUUGACGCUGCUGUUUUAAGAUGAAGCUAGCCCUUCUUACAGUCGCCAUCUUGUUUGCUCUCUCUGAGGGGAAAAGCCGCAAAAGCCCACUAGAAUGCUUCUACUUCAACAGUGGGGCUUCUGUAGCUGCUGGUAAACGAGAUGUGUUCUGCCUCGAUCACGAUUUUUUGUUCGGCGGCGUGGCCGUCGGAAAACGAUUCUCUCCUCUUCCUGAACCACAAGAUGGAGUUCCACCACCUUAUCCACCCCCUCCACCUGCUGAAGGAGGUCUAGCUCCACCACCACCACCACCACCACCACCAACAUCCCAACCACCAGCAGCAAAACGAUCUCUAGACUGCCAAUACUACGAAGCAUCAGCAGCAGCAGGUAAACGCGACAUCUACUGCUACGAUACUGACGGUAUCGAUUACGGUUACGCUGUGGCCACACGGUACUCGCCAUCGGAGUGAUCGAUCCUCUCCACUCCACCACAACCUGAUCCACAAUGACAUCCACACCCCACUUACCUCCUGUCUGAAGCUACCUCAUCUAAACCAACACAGUAUCUUCACCUGGUCUGAGGUUUCAAGUAUUAUGUUACAUUUUUGUUUACACGUGUAGUCAAAAUUCUGAAUUAAAU
This is a messenger RNA of Physella acuta, 648 nucleotides long. Its product is annotated as cAMP-specific 3',5'-cyclic phosphodiesterase 4D-like. NCBI's taxonomy places the organism in Eukaryota, Metazoa, Mollusca, Gastropoda, Physidae. The record is from RefSeq and is a predicted model, not a curated record.